UGGACUCCCUAGAGAAGAAUAGGAAGAAGAUGAGUAGUGAAACGGUGUCGUUGAAGAAGAAGAAGGAUGGUUUAGGGUGGAUAGUGUGGUUAAAAGGAUGGGCUUAUGUUUUGCAAGAGAUUUUUUUGCAGAGAAUAAUGGCUUCUCACUUACACAAUCCAUUUCCUCUUCCUUCUCUAAACCAUUUAACCUGCAUUGUCACUGGCUCCUCUAGUGGCAUUGGCUCUGAGACCACUAGGCAGCUUGCAGAGGCUGGUGCUCAUGUUGUUAUGGCGGUAAGGAACAUAAAAGUUGCCCAUGAGCUGAUACAACAAUGGCAGACCAAGUGGUUUGCUAGUGGUAAAGGACUCCCACUUAAUAUUCAGGUGAUGGAACUUGAUCUUCUCUCUUUAGAUUCUGUCGUCAGAUUUAGCAAUGCGUGGAACGCACGGUUAGCCCCUCUGCACAAUGCCGGCAUGUUUACCAUGGGAGGGACACAAAAAUUCUCAAAAGAUGGAAAUGAAGAGCACUUGCAAGUGAACCAUUUAGCUCCAGCUCUGCUUUCACUACUCCUUUUGCCUUCGCUUAUCCGAGCUUCUCAAAGCCGAAUCAUUUAUGUCAACUCUGUUAUGCAUUAUAUUGGUUUUGUUGAUCCGAAUGAUCUAAAUGUUGUUUCUGGUAAACGAAAGUUUUCAAGCUUGAUUGGAUAUUCGAGCAGCAAACUUGCUCAGGUUAUGUUUAACAAUGUUCUUUCCAAGAGACUGCCUCUGGAAACUGGCAUUAGCGUCGUUUGUUUAUCCCCUGGUGUUGUCCAUACUAACAUUACUAGAGAUCUUCCAAGAGUUAUUCAACAUCUUUACUCUGCCUUGCCAUAUUUCAUAUAUUCGCCACAAGAAGGUUGUAGAAGCUCACUUUUCUCGGCGACAGAUUCUCAAAUUCCAAAAUACUGUGAAAAGUUAAAAACCGAUAACAAAUUCGUUUGCGCAUUCAUAUCUCAAAAUUGUCAACCUACAAGUUCUUCAGAAGAAGCUCAGGACAUAGAAACAUCGAACAAAGUUUGGGAAAAGACGUUAGAGCUUAUUGGUCUUCCUCUUGAUGCAUUGGAAAAGCUUAUACAAGGAGAACAAGUACAAUGUCGUUAUGGGAUCAUUCAUAAACAAUAA
Eutrema salsugineum is the source of this 1142-nucleotide messenger RNA. RefSeq names its product dehydrogenase/reductase SDR family member FEY. The transcript is spliced from 7 exons. Bases 30 to 1142 code for a protein of 370 amino acids. The record is from RefSeq and is a predicted model, not a curated record. NCBI's taxonomy places the organism in Eukaryota, Viridiplantae, Streptophyta, Magnoliopsida, Brassicales, Brassicaceae.